CCAAAACUACACCAAAUCCUCACUCCCAAGUUCAUUCCUUCUCAUAUUGCUCUGCUUCUACUCUGCCACGUUCUGUUCAUUAUUUUUGUUCUGUUUUCUGAGCUUCCCCUGUUACACACACAAAAUGAUUACCAUAAAACGUGUCUACAGAUUCUUCAAAUUCCAUGCUUUGAUUCUUCCCCUUUAUCCACAACAAGUAAAAAUCCAUUAUGCUUCGUGAAUGGCCAAAAUUGAUCCUUCCUUUAUUCCUCAUCUGCCAUAAUUCCCCUGCAAAAUUCUUCCACCAAAGAGCAUUGACAAGUUCGUGUCACUUUCCAACUCAAAUAGCAACCGCAUAUUCCACAUUUCAAUCAAACACUUCAACCCUUUAGCCUGUAACUUCCGUUUCCAAGUAGAACAAGAAAAAUCAGAUGAUUGCCACAAAUUACAAGAACUUUACUUGUAGUUGUAGAGUUGUUAAGAUGAGUAAAAUAAUGCAGAGUUCUGACUAUUCUAGGCUUUUCAGGUUGCGUUUUUGGCUCAUGCACAAUAAAUUUUCUCAAACUAUAUAGUGUUUCAAGUUUCAAUGAGCUUAGGAGGUGAUUGUUAACUGUUAAGCUGGAGCAUAUAGCUAAGAAUUAGACAUGGCUUCCAAGAGGGAGAACAAGGAAGAUCAUUGUUAUGUGGAAACUGACCCAACUGGUCGUUAUGGCAGGUUUGGAGAUGUUCUUGGAAAAGGGGCAAUGAAGACAGUGUACAGAGCAAUUGAUGAGGUCCUUGGUAUAGAGGUAGCAUGGAACAAGGUCAGACUCAAUGAGGUGCUUCACAACCCGGAUAAUUUGCAGCGGCUUUACUCAGAGGUUCAUCUUCUCAGUACCCUCAAGCACGAGUCGAUCAUACGAUUCUAUACCUCUUGGAUUGAUGUUAAUAACAAGGCCUUCAAUUUUGUUACAGAAAUGUUCACAUCAGGGUCACUGAGAGAAUACCGGAAGAAAUAUGAGCGAGUCAGCAUACAAGCGAUAAAGAUUUGGGCUCGCCAAAUCUUAAAGGGUCUUGUUUAUCUACAUGGCCACGAUCCACCUGUAAUCCAUAGGGACCUCAAAUGUGAUAACAUAUUUGUCAAUGGCCAUCUUGGACAAGUGAAAAUUGGUGACCUUGGGCUAGCUGCAAUUCUCCGUGGUUCCGAUUCAGCUCACAGUGUUAUAGGUACCCCCGAGUUCAUGGCACCAGAAUUGUAUGAGGAAGAAUACAAUGAACUUGCUGAUGUGUACUCAUUUGGCAUGUGUGUAUUGGAGAUGAUUACAUCUGAUUAUCCAUAUAGUGAAUGUUCUAAUCCAGCACAGAUCUACAAGAAAGUAACAUCGGGGAAGCUACCAAUGGCAUUUUCCCGGAUUGAAGACUCGGAAGCACAUAAGUUUAUUGGAAAAUGCCUAGUACCUGCAGCAAAGAGGCCAUCGGCAAAAGACUUGUUGCUUGACCCUUUUCUUGUGUUUGAUGAUUCAUCAUCAACAAUGAAGUUUGAAAUUCAGAAGCCAUUUUUGAAUGACAUUGAGAUGGAGAAACUGCAAUUGAGUGAUGCUUUUCCUAGGACUGAAAUGAAAGUAAUAGGGAAGCUGAAUCCUGAAGAUGAUACUAUCUUUCUCAAAGUGAAAAUUUCUGAUAAGAAUGGGUCUGUUAGGAAUGUAUUUUUUCCCUUUGACAUUUUCACUGAUACCCCAAAUGAUGUUGCAAUGGAGAUGGUAAAAGAACUGGAAAUUUAUGAUUGGGAUCCUUUUGCAAUUGCAAAUAUGAUUGAUAGAGAGAUAUCUGCUCUACUACCACAUAGAAGGCGAAGUUACAGUUCAGAUACCUUCCACACAUUCAAUGAUUUGCAUGAUGAUACCAGUUCAAGAUGCUCGUCACAAGGCACAUAUUCCAACUUGAAUUACUUUUCUAUGGAUGACCAUGAAUUCAGUUUGGCCCCUAUUAGACAAGAUAAACUUCACAUCAUGAAGAGUCACAAGGGAACAAGGUAUUCUCCAGGUGAAGACAUGAGCAAUGACAACCAGUGCAAAGUUUCAGGAGGAUCACAAACUCCUUCUAGUGGUAAAAGUAAGAUAAUGAGAGACAAUCAAAGACUCACAAGGAACAGGUCAUUAAUUGAUAUGCACAGCCAAUUAUUACACAGAUCACUGGUUGAGGAGGUAAACAAAAGGCGUCUAUUUAAGACUGUUGGUGCUGUGGAAAACAUUGGAUUUCAGACACCUUAUGAUGUUUCCACAAAAGAGUCACACCCUGUAGGUAUUGCUUUAAAUCAGAAAACUACAAGAACUGGCAAGGGAGCAAAAUAAAAACAUUAAGAAAUAAUGUCUUGUCUCUUGCAUAUUGAAAUUAUAUAAAUGAAAUGUAUAUAGCAUUCAGUGCUCUUGAGAAAAAGAUUCCCAAAAAAAUGAUUUGAAGGGAAUGUUGAUCUUAAAUUUGUCCAAUAACAUAUCCAAAUAAUUACACUGUUAGGUUCAAAUGAGUGUGAUUAUGUAUAUAGAUGUACAUGG
Messenger RNA from Lotus japonicus, 2510 nucleotides. Its product is annotated as probable serine/threonine-protein kinase WNK4. The transcript has 7 exons. The record is from RefSeq and is a predicted model, not a curated record. Lineage: Eukaryota; Viridiplantae; Streptophyta; Magnoliopsida; Fabales; Fabaceae. Gene Ontology annotation, molecular function: ATP binding; protein serine/threonine kinase activity. Gene Ontology annotation, biological process: intracellular signal transduction; protein phosphorylation. The coding region runs from base 624 to 2309 and encodes 561 amino acids. Gene Ontology annotation, cellular component: cytoplasm.